Messenger RNA from Caenorhabditis remanei, 1137 nucleotides. RefSeq lists its product as uncharacterized. Bases 1 to 1137 code for a protein of 378 amino acids. The record is from RefSeq and is a predicted model, not a curated record. The transcript is spliced from 6 exons. Gene Ontology annotation, molecular function: DNA-binding transcription factor activity; sequence-specific DNA binding; zinc ion binding. Gene Ontology annotation, biological process: regulation of DNA-templated transcription. NCBI's taxonomy places the organism in Eukaryota, Metazoa, Nematoda, Chromadorea, Rhabditida, Rhabditidae.
AUGACCUCCAUUCCAAGUACUUCUAAAUCUGACUUGAACACUGAAAAUACAUUGACAUCAUGUGAAAUAUGCCAAGUUCCAGCUCAUGGAAUUCAUUUUGGAGUGAUGACUUGUAGAGCUUGUGCUGCUUUUUUCAGAUAUCACUUGAAAUCCUGUCGAUACAAAAGAUGUGUGACUCUAGGAAUGACUCCUGAAAAUGUGCAAAGAUACAGAGAUUCGUUCACCACACCAAGAAGCCAAGAAAAAAGAAAAAAGAGGAUUUCUGUAGAGAAUUUGGAUCAACCUUAUGAAUUGAAAGGCAAGCCAAAUCGAGUAGUUGAUGUCAGCUCAAUGAAAAGAGAAAUUUGUGAAAUUUUAAAAUAUAAAUCCACAUCUCCGGAAUCUGAGAAAAUGAACAAACUGGAGCUCUCCGAAUAUGCAUUACGAGAAUGGAGGAAUAAACAGAAACCAGAAAAUGAGAUGAAACAUCUCGUCAUUUUACCAAUCAUAAAUCUGUUCGAAAUUUUCAAAAAACAGAUGUUUGUUGUGGCUCGCUGGCUCUCGUAUUCUCCAGAUUUUCAAAAACUUCAAGAAGAUCAAAAGUAUCAAUUUUUCAAGUUAGUCUGGAAUAUUUGGAGAAAAUUCGAAAGAUAUCAGAUUUCAUUGGAAAUGUUCGGAGACGAAGCUAUCACUCACGAAAAGUUUGCUUUGAAUGACCAAAAUCUGGUUACUAUCGCUCUUCAACUGAAAUUUUCUGAAAUUUCGGAUGAAACUGACGAGAAACUCACAAAGUGUUUUCGUGAUGUAUGGAGAUCAAUGUUCCUGCGAAUAGCAAAACCCCUGCAAGACUUGAAGCCUACGUCUACCGAAAUGGCGUUUAUGCUCAGUGAAAUGAGUUGGCAGAUUGCAGGAAAAUCGAUGCAAGGCUCAGUGUUAGAAUUAUCUGAAAAAGUGCGGGAUGAGCUUGCUGACAACCUUCAUUCGUACUAUAAAACGAAUGGAAACUCCCUGAACUACGCGGGUCGUCUCAUAAAACUCACUAAAAUUGUGAAUUCCCUCAUCAAUUUUCAUGCAGAACUCAAAAAUCGGAUGGAGAUUGUUCGAAUUUUCAAAGUAUUCACCGUCGAUCUCUCUGAACCUGACUUGUAUGACAUCUGA